This is a messenger RNA of Drosophila nasuta, 3294 nucleotides long. It is a transcript of the gene wgn, whose product is annotated as Tumor necrosis factor receptor superfamily member wengen. Gene Ontology annotation, molecular function: protein binding. The record is from RefSeq and is a predicted model, not a curated record. The coding region runs from base 747 to 1958 and encodes 403 amino acids. The transcript has 5 exons. Lineage: Eukaryota; Metazoa; Arthropoda; Insecta; Diptera; Drosophilidae.
GUCUCUCCACGCACGCGACGAGCUGCGGAUCAUCGCUGCGAUCGUCGAUCGUCUCAAAGUGGUUCUCAAAUACAAAUACACUACAACUACAAUAUUAGCAUAAAAAAAGAAGCGUAUUUAAUAUUUUGUAUUUUAACUAAUCCGAAAAAUUUACAAAUUACAAAUAUUUUUUUUUUUGAUUUUUUAUAAUUUUUUGUUUGUUUGGUCAAAUAUGUUGUACAAAAAGUAAAAAAUAAAUCAUAACAAAACACGCAUGUGGAAAAAAGGCGACGGCACUUGAAACGAUGCCAUUGCCAUAUAUACAAAUACAGAUAUAUAUACGAUUAUAUACGAGUAGUUCUACAUCGAAUGUGAAUGCGUUAGAUUAGUGUGAGUCGCGAGUGCUAUAAGUUCUCAAAUAUAUAUUUUUUUUGUUGUGGAUGCACUACAUCAAAUAAAAUUCGUAAAAAAAUCAAGAGAGAGAAAAAGAGUAAUAAUAAUAAUAGAAGCCAAAAAGGAAAAGUGUCGAAACGAAAUGCAAAUGCAACACAUUGUGAGUGCUAAAUUACUGAUCGAUUGUUUUGAGUGUGAUUGAUCGAUUGUUUGAUUGAUGCGAGCAACGAGAGCUAAAGGGAUGUACGAAACAAGCAAUUAAGAAAUCAACGCAAACAAAAAAAAAAAAGAAACAAGAAAUAACAUAAUCAAAAUAAGAUAAACGAGCGACAAAUCAAGGAAAACACGACAAAAAACAACAAAAACAAACAGCAAUGCAGCCAGGCGCAGCAGCAGCAACAACAGUAACAAGAACGAACAAAACAACGAGUAGAAGUAGCAACAACAUCAGCAACAGCAACAGCAACAACUUAACAUUAGCCAUAAUGAAUAGAACAACAAGAACAACAAAUUUUCACAAACGUCGUCGAAGGCGGCAGCGCAGCAGCAGCAGCAACAGCAGCACAACAGCAACCACAACGCGAGCUAGAACAAGAAGAACAACAACAGCAGAAACAACAACAACAACGUCUAGGAGAUAUAGUUACCCAAAUCUGAGCAGAACUGGCGCCUAUUUGACGCUGCUGCUUCUAACCACAACAUGUUCCUUGUGCGCUUCCGCAUCUGAGACGGGCGCCAUCACCACCAACAGCAACAGCAACAGCAACAGCAAUAGCAAUAGCAACAGCAACAAUAAUAGCGACAACAGCAACUCAAUUGUUGCCGCUUCAAGUGGAGCGACAUUCAUGUUGCCCGCUUCGCCUUGUGCGCCACAACAUUGGUGGGAUCAGCAGCAUGAUAGGUGCACGCCAUGCACCAGCUGCCAGGGCGAGAUGAUUCCAUUGCGUCCCUGCCAGCUGCACAUCGAUACCGUUUGUGGUUCCAUCUACGACCUGAAACUCGAUUGGGUUGUGCUCGCCAAGACGGAGCGCAACUGGAAAGAGCGCCGAAAGUCAUCGGAGUAUGAGCAUUUCGAUCAGGCAUCGCCGCUGCAGCAUUUGUCGCACGAACAGCUGCAGCAGCUGCAUGAGGAGGCUGCCGCCGCUUUACCGCUCGACUGGCAGACCGCUGCCCUCUUCAUAGCGGUGCUCGCCUGUCUGCUCUUCUUCUCGGUCGCCGCCUGCAUUCUCAUCCAUCACAUGCGCCAAUGGCGUCGCAUGGAGCGUCGUCUGGAUCAAGAUGUGGAAGAGUUGUCCACGAAGCUGAUGGCCAAGCUGGCGGAGGUGCAGAGCCUGGACGGUGGCACCUUCUUCAUAGGCAAUGCGGAUGCGCUUCGUGGUCUGCCCGCCUCGGCAGUGACGGCGGCGUCGGCUGCGGCGUCGGCAGCGCAGUCGGGCAUCUUUCAGCCACAACAUGUGCUGUUGCCUGUGAAGAAGCAUGCCAAGCAUCAGGAGCGUCGCAUACUGAAGACUUUGCAGCCGGGCAACGUUUACAUCGAGGAGAACAACGCUGUUGGCAUUGGGUUGAUGCCAAACUUCAAGGGCUGAGGGAUCUGUUUCGUUUUGCGUAAACUACUUAACUGCGAGUAGAGAUGGAGAAGCACACACACACACACACCCACACACUCAAACACGCACACAACAAACAUUUGUACAAAGAAGCUGCAACUAGAAAAGCAACUGGAGAGCAAAUCUGAGGAUCAAACACUCAAUACGACGACGAUUAUCGACUACACACAUACACACACACACACAUACAUAUAUGCAUAUAAAUGUUUCGUCUAAUAAUUAAAUAUAAUUUAAAUGUUAUGUUGACUUGUUUGUAAAUGCAAAAUGCAAAGCAAUUAAUAUAAAUUGCGUUGCUCUUCGAUUGUGGCAAUUCAAUUCACAUUUGCCACGCAAAUUGUUUUUUGUUUGCCACAUUGAUCGCAACACUUUUUUUAAUUCUAAUUCUAAAUACGAAAUUGGCAGAUCGUUUUUUGUAUAUACUUACUUAUAAAGAAACGAAGAUAAGUGAUUUUUUUUUGUUUUUUUUUUUAAUGUGUGUGAAGAAAGUGAAAGGGAGAGUUGCAUGAAUGGGCAUUAUAAUAAUAAUAAUAAAACUAAAAAUUUGGAGAAUCCCCAAAAUAUGAUUAACAAAUUUCUACUUAAUGUAAAUAUUAAGGCGAGCGACGAACGACGAAGAUGAAGAGAGGAUGAAGAUGAAGAAGAGAAGUGGCACCAAGUGGAACCAGGCAAUAUCGGCAGCAUAUCAGCAAACUAUAUCGUUAUUAUAUAGUCGGGCGGGCAUAUUGUAUAUCAGAAGAAAAAAAAAACACUCACACACACACAUAUAUAAAAAUCGUUUCAUCGAGAAAAAAUAAAGAAAACUAAAUGAAAAAAAAACACAUACCAUACACACCCAAAAUGCACAUAUACGAUUAAAAACACUAUAUAACAAUUAAAGAAGAAAAAUGUAUCUAACGAUACCCAAUAUUAAGAGUACUCUAUAAAUAUUUUAAUUAAUUAUUUAACGAUCGCUUCGUUUACGCAUAAUUUUUUUUAAUUAUUUGUAAUUAUUAACUAUUUCUUCUUGGCGCGAAAAGCAAUUGCGAAAAAUAUUCAAUAUGCUACAAAAUAUUAAAUAUUUCACAAACAGAAAACAGUAAUAAUAAUAAUAAUAAUAAUAACAACUGCAAUUGAAUCGCAAGCGAAUUAAUAAACAUUAACAAAAACAAAUAACGACAAUGUAUAGAGAAAUAGAGAGAAAGAGAGAGAGAGAGAGAGAACGAGAAAAUCGAAAUAAAAAUGUAAAAUGUUCAGUUCAAGAAAUGAAUGAAAGAAAGAGAACAAAAAAAGAGUAAAAUGUUUAUGUUUUAAGUGCUAUAAGUGUGCAACAAUAAAA